Tigriopus californicus is the source of this 2225-nucleotide messenger RNA. Its product is annotated as heat shock 70 kDa protein cognate 4-like. Gene Ontology annotation, molecular function: ATP binding; heat shock protein binding; ATP-dependent protein folding chaperone. Lineage: Eukaryota; Metazoa; Arthropoda; Copepoda; Harpacticoida; Harpacticidae. Gene Ontology annotation, cellular component: plasma membrane; cytoplasm; cytosol. Gene Ontology annotation, biological process: cellular response to unfolded protein; protein refolding; vesicle-mediated transport. The transcript has a single exon. The record is from RefSeq and is a predicted model, not a curated record. Bases 132 to 2090 code for a protein of 652 amino acids.
CUCUCUUAACUGUUCCCAUUUCAAUCUUCCGUCACUCGUUCAGAGAUCUGCCAAGUGUACGGACAGACUUGCCAAUCCGAAAAUAUCUGUCUCAUCCGUUCGAAAAACCCAGCCAUCCUCACUCUAGCAUCAUGGCCAAAGCUGUGGGAAUCGAUUUAGGUACCACCUACUCUUGUGUGGGCGUGUUCCAACACGGCAAAGUGGAGAUCAUUGCCAACGAUCAGGGUAACCGGACCACGCCUUCCUAUGUGGCAUUUACCGAUACCGAGCGUCUCAUCGGUGAUGCGGCCAAGAAUCAGGUGGCCAUGAACCCCACCAACACGAUUUUUGAUGCCAAGCGUUUGAUUGGACGCAAGUUCAACGACAGCACGGUUCAAAGGGACAUGAAACAUUGGCCUUUCACCGUGGUGGACGAUGGCAGCAAGCCUAAGAUCAAGGUGGAGUAUAAAUGCGAGGAGAAGACCUUCACCCCAGAAGAGAUCUCUUCGAUGGUGUUGGUCAAGAUGAAGGAGACGGCCGAGGCUUAUUUGGGUACGACGGUCAAGGAUGCGGUGGUGACCGUGCCGGCUUAUUUCAAUGAUUCUCAACGUCAAGCGACCAAGGAUGCCGGCGUCAUAUCGGGCAUGAACGUUUUGCGAAUCAUCAACGAACCCACGGCGGCUGCCAUCGCUUAUGGCUUGGACAAGAAGAAGGGCUCUGGCAAGGAGAGCAAUGUCUUGAUCUUCGAUUUGGGUGGUGGAACCUUUGAUGUGUCCAUUUUGACCAUUGAAGAUGGCAUCUUCGAGGUCAAAUCGACGGCUGGAGACACGCAUUUGGGCGGUGAAGAUUUCGACAACCGAUUGGUGGACCAUUUCGUCAAGGAAUUCCAACGCAAGCACAAGAAAGACAUCACUAGCAACAAGCGCGCCGUUCGGCGGUUGAGGACCGCUUGCGAGAGAGCUAAGCGGACCCUUUCGGCCUCGGCCCAAGCCAACAUUGAGAUCGACUCGCUCUUCGAGGGUGUGGAUUUCUACACUUCCAUCACCCGGGCCCGUUUCGAGGAGUUGUGCGCUGAUCUCUUCCGAGGCACUUUGGAGCCGGUGGAGAAAUCUCUCCGCGAUGCCAAGAUGGACAAGUCUGCCAUUCAUGACAUUGUCUUGGUGGGUGGUUCUACCCGUAUCCCCAAGAUUCAAAAGUUGUUGCAAGACUUCUUCAAUGGCAAGGAACUCAAUAAGUCAAUCAACCCUGAUGAGGCUGUGGCUUAUGGUGCCGCCGUCCAAGCCGCCAUUUUGACCGGCGACACCUCUGAGGCUGUGAGCGAUCUGCUUCUAUUGGACGUGGCUCCUCUGUCUUUGGGUAUUGAGACUGCCGGUGGGGUCAUGACCUCCCUCAUCAAGCGAAACACCACCAUCCCCACCAAGCAAACCCAGACCUUCACCACCUACUCCGACAACCAACCCGCCGUCACCAUUCAGGUGUACGAGGGUGAACGUGCCAUGACCAAGGACAACCAUUUGUUGGGCAAGUUUGACUUGACUGGCAUCCCCCCGGCGCCCCGUGGCGUGCCCCAAAUUGAGGUCACGUUCGACAUUGACGCCAACGGUAUCUUGAACGUGUCGGCCCAAGACAAGUCUUCUGGCAAGCAAGAGAAGAUCACCAUCACCAACGACAAGGGUCGUCUCUCCAAGGAGGAGAUCGAGAAGAUGGUGUCUGACGCCGAGAAAUACAAGGCUGACGAUGACUCGCAAAAGGAGAGGAUUGCCGCCAAGAACAACCUCGAAUCUUACUGCUUCAACAUGAAGUCAACUGUCGAGGACGAGAAGUUCAAGGACAAGAUUGAAGAGACCGAUCGCAAGGUUAUCAAUGACAAGUGUGAUGAAGCCAUCAAAUGGUUGGACGCCAACCAGACUGCCGAGAAGGACGAAUUCGCCGACAAGUUGAAGGACCUCGAGAGCGUGUGCAACCCCAUUAUCACCAAAUUGUACCAAGCCGCUGGUGGCGCACCCGGAGGUAUGCCAGGCGGUAUGCCCGGUGGUAUGCCCGGAGGCAUGCCUGGGGCAGGUGGCGCUCCCGGCGCCGGUGCUGGACCUACCGUUGAAGAGGUCGAUUAAAAGUCCCGUGCACUCCCAAUGUUCUGGUGUUGCAUAACUAAAGGAAUUAGUCCCUGUAUUUGUCAAAAUAACACGCAUUUUUACAAAUCUUGGUAUCGAGAUGUUGGAAAAAUAAAGACAGUUUUAUGACUCGAA